Molecule: messenger RNA, 576 nt
Organism: Malania oleifera
Lineage: Eukaryota; Viridiplantae; Streptophyta; Magnoliopsida; Santalales; Ximeniaceae
Product: agamous-like MADS-box protein AGL61
Exons: 1
Coding region: 1-576 (191 amino acids)
Biological process (GO): regulation of transcription by RNA polymerase II
Molecular function (GO): protein dimerization activity; RNA polymerase II cis-regulatory region sequence-specific DNA binding; DNA-binding transcription factor activity, RNA polymerase II-specific
Source: RefSeq, a predicted model, not a curated record
AUGGGUAACAACAAAAUGAUGAAGGGCAAGGGUCGCAAAAAGAUUGAGAUCAAGAAGCUACCAGAUGCCGAAGGGCGACUUGUGACCUUUUCAAAACGCAGGUCCGGCAUCUUUAAAAAGGCCAGCGAACUGUGCACCCUCUGCGGCGUUAAUGUCAGCAUAGUAACUUUUUCCCCAGGAAAGAAACCCUAUGCUUUUGGGCAUCCCGAUGUUGAUACCAUUGUGGACCGGUACUAUCUUAACCAGAACAUCCAAACAAGUGACCAUGCAAAUAUUGGUGCUGUUAUUGCAGAGGCUCUUCGAGGGGAUCGAAUUUGUGCACUUAACCGUGAACUUGAAAAGCUGGUUAUAGAUUUAGAGCUCGAGAAGUGGCGAGGGGUAAAGCUAGAGAGGAUGAAGGAAGAAAUAUUACAGGAGAGGUGUCAAGGGUGGGUAGGUUCGAUCGAUGCCCUAGGAAUGCAUGAGCUUGGAGAGUUGCUCGUUUUAAUGGAGACUCUUUCGAAGAAGGUUGGCAAUUUAGUUGGGGAGAAGCAGAAUGAGCCCUCUACUAGUCUUCAACAUGUAUUAUCUCUGUAG